AUCAUAACAUUAACACCUGUUCAGUCGAUUUGCUUUAAAAGGACUCCCACAGUCCCACUACAGUCCUUGAUGUGUAAGACCGAUCGCCUCACUUGGCCCAUGUUAACAGUCAUUUUUUGUGUUUCGGUUUACUCUUUUUGAUUUUCCGUGUUGAAAUAUAAUCUGAGCAUUCUCUAAAUUUUUUAGAUAGAAGUAAAGAUAGCACAACGACCAUCUGGGUCACUCGAUUUUAAACUCCCACAAACGCAUUCAAGCAAGUUUUUCUGAUUUUUUCAAAACCCUAAGUCACUUUGAGGAUGAGUACGCCUGCUAAUAAUUUUGGAAUCUCCUGUAAACGUGAAGAGCAUUUUUCCACCCAUUGGCCUCAGUUUAAUACAAGUGGCCAAAAAUGUGGGUUUAGUUCUAAUGCCGAAUGUCAAUCUUUCAAGAGACCCAGAAUGAUGAAUUCAAAAAUGGGGCCGGAAGAUAACAGGUCUAUGAACCUUGGUCCUCAACCACCAUGCUUACAAUUCAAAAGGUGGGGUAGUUGCAGUUAUGGCAACGAGUGUCGUUAUGCUCAUAUUACUGGGCGUCUGAACGGCAUUAGGGUUGAGGAUCAAAGAAAUCUCAGUAAGCCGAAAUCAUGUCAUUAUUUCGAUAGUGGUAAAGAGUGUCCAUAUGGAAAUAAAUGCCAUUUUCUUCAUGAACGCAAUCAAAAACUUGAGGGAGGCGUAGGUUUUUGCAGGGUUAGCUCUGCGAUAAGUAUUGCGACUAGUGGGCGUGAACACAAGAGGACUGUGGAGUUACGUAAAGAGUUACUGAAGACCAAGUUUUGCGUCAACUGGGAAAGGACUGGUAGCUGUGCAUAUGGUUCUAAGUGUCAAUUUGCUCAUGGGAAAGCAGAACUGCAGACUCUUGGUUCCUCCAAUACACUGGAGCCGUUGGGAACCAGUGGCAUUUCUGCUCCAGCCAAAACUGCGGCAUCCGAGUGUAGAUUUUUAUUCAAGUGGACUAAUGUACAGAAGAUCAGCCAGAUCUAUGCUGACUGGAUUGAAAGGGUGCAGCUUGUCCCGUUAUCAUCACACACAAUGGAGAACUGAAGAACCUGAACUUGUGGCACUUUGAUCAAUUUUUGAAGUGGUGAAUUGGCUGCCUUUUACGUAUGCAGGGGAGACAGUUUUGAUAACUCUUUAGUUCAAAAUGCUACUUGCUUGAUGUAUAGCACUUCAUUUUUUGUUUGAAGAAACCUGCCUUAUUAUUGUCUUGUGAAGUGAAUGUAUAGUGUCACAAAUCAGAAUAGGCUCAUAGCUUCAGCAAUGUAUGAUGAAUGGUGCAAGUCAAAAGUACAGUCUCUACAACAAUAGUUUCAGCAAAGAUAUACACAUCUAACAGAAGAGGGCUUCGUGAAUAUGGGGUGUCUUGUUAUUUAGUAGUGUCCAUUGAGUUUUCUAUUUUU
This is a messenger RNA of Nicotiana attenuata, 1435 nucleotides long. Its product is annotated as zinc finger CCCH domain-containing protein 37-like. NCBI's taxonomy places the organism in Eukaryota, Viridiplantae, Streptophyta, Magnoliopsida, Solanales, Solanaceae. The record is from RefSeq and is a predicted model, not a curated record. Gene Ontology annotation, molecular function: metal ion binding; mRNA binding. The transcript is spliced from 2 exons. Bases 297 to 1079 code for a protein of 260 amino acids.